Molecule: messenger RNA, 666 nt
Organism: Penicillium nucicola
Lineage: Eukaryota; Fungi; Ascomycota; Eurotiomycetes; Eurotiales; Aspergillaceae
Exons: 1
Coding region: 1-666 (221 amino acids)
Source: RefSeq, a predicted model, not a curated record
AUGAACCGACCUAAACCACGCAAGCGCUUCUAUACAGACCUAGCAACAGUCCUCAUCCUCCUCUCGACCUUUGCUGGCGCUGUGACCCUCCAAACACAAUUCGCUCUACCAGACACAUGCAACGGCUCUCGCGCCCGGGCCCUGGUCGCCUACUCGUCGCAGUUCUUUCUCACGAGCCCGAUAGCCGUCUUUGCGAUUUUCAUGUGUUUGCAUGGCUAUGACGAUGAUCAGAUCAUCGAGGCCGGGCGACACGAGUUUAUUCAGUGCCAAUUUGGAUUGACCGGGAUCAUGAUUAUUGCAGGAUUUCUGCUGUUGGAUAUUGCGACGCUUUUUACUGGUGCCAAUUAUUUGGGACCGGCUGGGACGGCGCUCAUGGGUGUUUUUGUCCUGGGAACGGUGGCUUGGGGUAUUGAGGAUCAUUUGCCCAAGGUCAGGGUUGGGAGAGAUGAUACGGAGGCUGUGCCUUUGCGGUCUGUCGAUGAAACGGACUCUUUGAGGAUAUUCUUAGGAUUAGACAAGUCUCAACCUAUUCCUAAGGUUCGACUUGUGUCUCGAUGGUCGAUCUGUGGACUGGUGGUUCUGGAGGCAGUUGGCAUUCUGACAUUGUUUGGGCUGGGCAUCGCCCAAACAGUGACAGCGUCGCCAGAUGGCUGCGAGUUAAUGUGA